AUGCAAUUGUUAAUGAAUGCACUAGUAGCCCAACUUCGAUUAAGUACUUUUUGGGAAGAAGAAAUUCCAAAAAGAGAUGCAUCGUUUUUCAAGAAAAACUUCAGAAUGACAAUGGACACUUUUAAAGAGUUAUGCGAUUUUGUCAAAAGUAUGAAAAAACAAAACAGUAACUUUCGUAGACCAAUUUCAUUAGAGAAGAGAGUUGCCAUUGCAGUGUACGCACUUGGCUUAUCCGCAGAGUACAGAACUGUGGGCAACCUUUUCGGAGUGUCGAGAUCAUCUGUAUGCAUAAUCCUUAAAGAAUUUUGCACUGAAGUCUGGAAAAUAAUGCAACCAAUUUAUUUAAACCAGUACCCCUUAAAUGAAGCAACAAUUCGUGAUUGCAUCAAUGGUUUUAAUAUAUUAGGACUUCCACAAUGCAUUAGUGCUAUAGACGGUUGUCAUAUUGAAGUGCGUCCUCGAAAGUCAGAAGCCAUUGAUUAUUACAACUACAAGGGUUGGUAUUCUGUAGUAUUUAUGGCAGCUGUAGACUAUAGAUGCCGCUUUAUGUAUAUUAACGUUGGUUACCCUGGUCGUUGUAACGAUUCUCAAAUAUUUAAGAAAUCUAAAUUGAAACAACAUCAUAUGAAACCGAUGAUGAAAGAAUUUUGUGUUGAAAUAAAUGGCGUGUGCAUGCCUCCACUACUGUUGGGAAAUUCUGCAUUCUGCUUUUCUAUUUUGAUGAAACCCUAUCCCUUUAGUGAGUUUGCUAGUCCAACAGAAAAGCAUUUCAAUUAUGUUUUUUCAAAGUGCAGAAGGGUAGUGGAGAACGCUUUUGGGCACCUCAAAGCAAGAUUCAGAAGAAGAUUCAGAAUUGGAAAGGGACUAGACAACCACAUUGAUAAUGUUAACUUAAUUAUAAAAAGUGCUUGUGUCCUACACAACUUUUUAAAUGAGAGAAGUGACAAAAUUAACCGAAAUUGGAAAAAUCAAUUAAAGGAAUGGGAAGCCAAUAACGUCAAACCCCAACCAGAAUGGACCGCUAUAUUAACUGACAACGAUCCAACAUUCGAAAAUAUAAGAUCAGCCAUUGCUACAUUUUUAGAUGCUCCAAAAGAUAUUGUUUCAACCGCAGCAGUGGAAUUUGUAUCUGUAGAAGAGUUAAGUUGCUGCAGUGGAGAAGCUGCGUCUGCGUCAUAA
Molecule: messenger RNA, 1179 nt
Organism: Teleopsis dalmanni
Lineage: Eukaryota; Metazoa; Arthropoda; Insecta; Diptera; Diopsidae
Exons: 5
Coding region: 1-1179 (392 amino acids)
Source: RefSeq, a predicted model, not a curated record